Molecule: messenger RNA, 3838 nt
Organism: Labrus bergylta (ballan wrasse)
Lineage: Eukaryota; Metazoa; Chordata; Actinopteri; Labriformes; Labridae
Gene: irf4a
Product: interferon regulatory factor 4a
Biological process (GO): regulation of transcription by RNA polymerase II; immune system process
Cellular component (GO): nucleus
Molecular function (GO): RNA polymerase II cis-regulatory region sequence-specific DNA binding; DNA-binding transcription factor activity, RNA polymerase II-specific; protein binding
Source: RefSeq, a predicted model, not a curated record
CGUCACAAAUGAAGAUGUGAUAACGUUUAAGAAAAGGACAGCGAGAGAGCCAUCAACAGAUUUCAGCCGAGGAGCAACGAGCAUCAAAGAUGAACCUGGACGAGGAUGGCGGCCUUUCAGUGAGCUGUGGCAAUGGCAAACUGAGGCAGUGGCUGAUUGACCAGAUUGAGAGCGGGGGAUAUCCCGGCCUAGUUUGGGAAAAUGAUGAAAAAUCCAUCUUCAGGAUUCCGUGGAAACACGCAGGAAAACAAGACUACAACAGAGAGGAGGAUGCUGCACUAUUCAAGGCAUGGGCAUUGUUUAAGGGAAAAUAUAAGGAAGGAGUCGACAAGCCAGACCCCCCUACAUGGAAAACUAGACUACGUUGUGCUCUUAAUAAAAGCAAUGACUUUGAUGAGUUAGUGACAAGAAGUCAACUGGACAUCUCAGAGCCCUACAAAGUCUACAGGAUCAUUCCAGAGGAAGCUAAAAAAGGGAUGAAGAUGAGCAGUAUGGAGGAGACAACCUCACAUGUGAACACACAUGGUUAUAUCCCUGCAUACACACCUCUACACAACCAGGGACCUGGAUUUACCUUUUCUCAGGAGAGAAGAGACUGGAGGGAUUACUCGCCACCAGAGCAACAGCCUCUUCCUCAUGCGCAACAUCCGGGGCCACAUUCAGAUGUGCAGUAUGGUCAAAGCCACUACCCAUCAGCGUUUGGCAGGGCCUGGCCAGGGUCUCACACAGAGAAUGGUUUUCAGCUCUCAUUCCACACCUACCUUUCAGAGUCUCAACUGCCCAUGUACACAGUGGACCACAACAAUGCCAUCACAGAUUUCAGCCUGCAUGUGUCCCUUUACUACAGAGAGUCUUUGGUGAAGGAAGUCACCACCACCAGCCCAGAAGGUUGUCGAAUCACCUCUUCUUCACCCUCAUCUCCAUCCUCUUCCUCGUCUUCUUCCCCAUGCCCGGAGGACAAGUUUCACAGCGGGGCUGAGGUCAUCCUUUUUCCAUUCCCGUACCCCGAGUCUCACCGGCAGGGUGCUGAGAAGCUCCCUAAUGUCCUGGAGAAGGGUGUGCUCCUGUGGAUGACGCCUGAUGGGUUAUAUGGAAAACGCCUCUGCCAGGGACGCGUGUAUUGGGAAGGACCUCUGGCUCCAUAUUCAGAUAAACCCAACAAGCUGGAGAAGGAGCAGGCGGUCAAACUGUUUGACACUCAACAAUUUCUUAUUGAGCUUCAGGAUUUUAUUCACAACGGCCGGCAUUUACCGAGACAUCAGGUGGUGCUGUGUUUUGGAGACGAGUACCCUGAUCCACAGCGCCCAAGGAAGAUGAUCACAGCACAGGUGGAGCCAGUGUUUGCAAAAAAACUGGUGUACUAUUACCAGCAGAACAAUGGCCACUUCCUGCGGGCGUUUGACCACAUCCAGGAACAGAACACAUCUCCAACUAUUGACUAUCAUGCUCAGAGACCUCUACAACACAUUCAGGAGUAAUGAGUAAGGAGUAAGGAGCAUGAAUUCAAACACACACACACACACACAGACACACACACACACACACACACACACACAUACACUGUGACGCAGAAGGGCAUGAAUGUGAAUGUGAACCGCUGCCCCUUGAUCACACCUUGUGCCUGCAGCAUUGUGCACUGUAAAAGAAACUGAGGGGUAGAGAUGGGGAAGACCCUGUUGUCUUCACGUUUGCACACCUAUAUGUCACACUUUUGUGUCUGUGACUGUGGCAGUGAUGUGUUUUUCUUCUUCUACUAGUGAUAUUGUGACAGUGUGUAGGAUGCGGUUUGAGGCUGGGGGUGAUGAGGGGAGCGGAGGGCGACUGAGACAGGAAGUACUAGCACAGGUGCACAGGAAGAAUGGCCCCUAAAGGCUCACACUCAUAUCUCAAAUAUGAGUGAAUGCGUAUGGUAUUUAAACAGGUAACAGUUGACAGCUAUGUGAUUGCUUCAAUUUUAACUCUCAAGUGGAACUCAGGACAAUCACAGACUAUGCACAAUUUGACUAAAACCAUGACCUACAGUACUUGAUAAGAUAAGAUCUUCAGAGGGGACAUUCAGGUGAGCAGAAUAGUAAAGUGGUACUCGUGCUUAGUCCACUAUAGACCUAAGUUCUAGGUUUCGGGUCAUUAAGUCUAAAUGUGAAAGAAAUUGAUGUAGCCACAUGUCUGGUACUGUAGUAAACAAACUGUUGCCACAAAUUGUUUACUUCUGGGCGGCAAUAUGUCAAAUUGAAGGCACUGACAAAAAUCUAUUUCUUACAUAAGCGUCUUUAAAAAACCUCUAAAAGUAUCAGAUUCAUCCUAACUAUGUCAAACUGAUGAGAAAGCUCACAAAAACUGUCUGUAGAUCGCUAUCUAGAAGAAAUGUGCUUGUGGUAGAUAAUGUAUUUAACUUGUAUAACCCACUAUGACCUACCUUUUUUAAAUGUAAUUUCAAGCCACACUUUUUUUUUUAACAGAUAAUGCUUGUUAACAUUAGAAAUCAAACAUGUGUUUUAAGUUAAAAUGUGUAGAAGCUUUUCAAACAUGUUUUUUGCACUGAAACACACAAAGCUGGUUUCCAGUUGUGCAGAAGACACCUACAAGGGUCAUUUGGUGCGCAAAUCAUGUUUAUUAGGUUAUCUUAUAUCAGAGUUUUUUUUUUAGAUUUUUUUUUACUUUAUAUUGUAAAUUAUGUACAUUUUCAUGUAGGCUUAGCCCUGCAGUUUUUUAUAAAGGAAAUGCACUUGAUUUGUAAGGGUUUCUUAAUGCGGGUUUGCCUGUAAUCUUAGCUUUUUAUGAAACCCCUAAAAACAACAAUAAAAGGUUGUAGACCACUAGUUUUAAUUGUGAGAGCAGCUUGAGCCUUAAGGUCCAUCACCGCUCAAAGUGACCUGACCAGAAUGAGGGAGGUCUCUGGAAAAGUCACACUCAUCCCGUAACUUGUAAGGAAACCUGUUCCUUUUUUAUCUGAAACUAGCGACCCCGCAAAUGGGAAGAAAAACUACCUUUGCGGUCUGCAUGCAGGCCUGGAGAGGGAGGAGCACUCAGGUUCCCAUGCCUGACAUAGUGCACAGGUUCUCACGCUGCAAUCCAGACAUCCCAACGCUGAGGAAUGAGUAUACAUCUCAAGAUUUAAAAUAAAUUCCAACAGUGAGAAUAGUGGAAUCCAACGCUGUUGAAUUCCUAGUGGCUAACGCUGCAGUGUUGGGGGGUUAAGAUUUUGUUAUGUUUUUGUUCUGUGGUCCAGAGUUUCGAUCUCUACAUGUACUUCCUUCACACUUUAAACCACAUCACUUUCACAAAGUCUGACCAAAAUCACAGGCAGGAAUCAUUUUCUUUAUGGCUGUUUUUGUGUGUCUCUGAACAAUAAAACCUCCCUGUCAUAUAUCUAGUUAAUCACUCACUGUGAAAUGAUUUCUGACUUGACUUCACCUUCAGAUGUUUGCCUUAAAAAACAGAAUGUUCUAUUUUGUUACAGUUAACCCUGAGUGUGUGCAUCUGUGUAAUAAAGGACCUGUAGUGGGUUCAUGUUUGUCCUUAUAGUUGCACAAUGACUGUAAUCAGGAUUUGACAUUCACGGACUCAGGUUACAACAUGUGACUCCCCCACCUACAAAACCAGUGACUCAAACUCAGACAGGCACACUUUCUCACAUCACAUUUACAGUUACGGCAAAACAUUUUAGAACAGACUAUAAGGGAAAUUUCAAAUUAAGUGUAUAUACUGGCGUUUUGUAUAAUAUUUGAUUAACAAUGUAUGCCAAAGAUUGGUGUGGAUUACUAAGAGUUUGAUUUAUAUAAAACUGCCAAAUGGAUAAAAGGACUUAUAUUGAAAUAAAGUUAUCUUUUUCCUACUA